AUGUCGGUCGAAAUCGAGCCCACCGAGUUGAGCUUCAAGCGUCCCUUCACUGUCGAAGUCGCUCGGAUUCUGCGGAUCAAGAACCCGAACCAGUCCCCCAUCGCCUUCAAGGUCAAAACCACCGCCCCGAAGCAGUACUGCGUUCGCCCCAACUCGGGUCGUGUUGAACCAGGACAAGAUGUCGAGGUUACAGUCCUUCUCCAGGCCAUGAAGACAGAGCCGGCUCUCGACACCAAGUGCCGCGACAAGUUCCUGGUCCAAUCCGUCUCCAUCACUGCUGACAAGGAGUUUGCGAGCAUUGCAAACAUUCGCAUCGAGCGCAAGAUCCGCGUCAACUGGCUCGCCGCCGAAGACUCGGUGUCCCUCAAUGGUGGCAGCGCUUCUGCUGUCGCAUCCACACCCAACCGCCAGUCCGUGGCCAACGGCGACUAUACCCCCGAUGUCUCCAACGUCUACUCGUCUCCCCAGCCGGAUGCCGAUUCCGGCAGCCCUGCGCCUGCUGCUCGACCAUCGACCUCCGAUGUGAAGGAGGACACCGUUUCCGAGAAGGCGCAGUCUACAGUCAGUGCUGCGAGUCACGUUGUCGCCAAUACCGCCCAGGUCACCUACGAAGAGUUGAAGCAAAAGCUGUCCCAGGCCGAGGCCAAGAUUGCAAGCCUGCAGGACACCAGCGGUCUCCGGCAACGCGUCAAGACCGAGACUGAGAAGCUCCCUACUGCCCAAGAGGCUGCCGCGGCGGUGAGGCAGGGAGCUGAAGGUGUCUCGGUACAAAUCGUUGCCAUUCUGUGCUUGUUUAGUUUCCUCCUUGCUUACUUCUUCUUCUAA
Messenger RNA from Colletotrichum scovillei, 825 nucleotides. Its product is annotated as MSP domain-containing protein. NCBI's taxonomy places the organism in Eukaryota, Fungi, Ascomycota, Sordariomycetes, Glomerellales, Glomerellaceae. The coding region runs from base 1 to 825 and encodes 274 amino acids. Gene Ontology annotation, molecular function: FFAT motif binding. The record is from RefSeq and is a predicted model, not a curated record. Gene Ontology annotation, biological process: endoplasmic reticulum membrane organization. The transcript has 7 exons. Gene Ontology annotation, cellular component: plasma membrane; endoplasmic reticulum membrane.